AUGUUCUCGUUCGUGACGGCCCAAUAUCAAUGGUACAAACUCGAGUUCGGAUUGACCUUGCUGUCUCCAUGGGAAGUCUUCACAUUCAAUGCGAUCGUGGUGUUCGUCCUCAGUGCCACCGCGUACUUCUCCGUUCGCGCAAUAUACUACAUUGUGUAG
This is a messenger RNA of Aphanomyces astaci, 159 nucleotides long. RefSeq lists its product as hypothetical. Bases 1 to 159 code for a protein of 52 amino acids. The transcript is spliced from 2 exons. NCBI's taxonomy places the organism in Eukaryota, Oomycota, Saprolegniomycetes, Saprolegniales, Verrucalvaceae. The record is from RefSeq and is a predicted model, not a curated record.